CACAGCCGCACGGCUCCGUCGUGUGUUCAUUCUCCUGUGUUGAUGCCGUCCAUCCCACUCUCCAUCCGUGAAAGCAAAUUUAAAGCAACUUUUUGAAAAAGUGCCCCAAACAUGGCUUACACGACAGCGGGAGGGACUAAGAAGAAGGUCUGCUACUACUAUGACGGUGACAUUGGAAAUUAUUACUAUGGACAGGGACAUCCCAUGAAACCACAUCGUAUCCGAAUGACUCACAACCUGCUUCUCAACUAUGGACUAUACAGGAAAAUGGAGAUAUAUAGACCGCACAAAGCCACAGCAGAGGAGAUGACAAAAUAUCACAGUGACGAUUACAUCAAGUUCCUCCGAUCCAUACGGCCGGACAACAUGUCCGAGUUCAGCAAGCAGAUGCAGCGCUUCAACGUUGGAGAGGACUGUCCUGUGUUUGAUGGCUUGUUUGAGUUCUGCCAACUCUCUGCCGGGGGCUCUGCUGCUGGUUCGGUGAAGUUAAACAGACAGCAGACUGACAUUGCCGUGAACUGGGCUGGAGGACUUCACCACGCAAAAAAGUCUGAAGCCUCCGGAUUCUGCUAUGUCAACGACAUCGUGCUGGCCAUCCUGGAGCUGCUCAAGUACCACCAGAGGGUGCUGUACAUCGACAUAGACAUCCACCACGGGGACGGAGUAGAGGAGGCCUUCUACACCACAGACAGAGUCAUGACUGUGUCCUUCCAUAAAUACGGGGAGUACUUCCCUGGAACCGGAGACCUCAGGGAUAUCGGAGCUGGAAAAGGCAAAUAUUACGCUGUCAACUUCCCCCUGCGCGACGGCAUCGAUGAUGAGUCAUACGAGCAAAUCUUCAAACCUGUGAUGGCCAAGGUGAUGGAGAUGUACCAGCCCAGCGCCGUGGUGCUUCAGUGUGGUGCAGACUCUCUCUCAGGAGAUCGCCUCGGCUGCUUCAACCUCACCAUUCGAGGUCAUGCCAAGUGUGUGGAGUACAUGAAGUCCUUCAACCUCCCGCUGCUCAUGCUGGGUGGAGGAGGAUACACUAUCCGCAACGUGGCCCGCUGCUGGACCUACGAGACAGCCGUAGCUCUGGACACGGACAUCCCCGACGAGCUGCCAUACAAUGACUACUUUGAGUACUUUGGGCCUGACUUCAAGCUGCACAUCAGCCCCUCCAACAUGACCAACCAGAACACACAGGAGUACAUGGACAAGAUCAAGCAGCGACUGUUUGAGAACCUGCGCAUGCUGCCUCAUGCUCCUGGAGUGCAGAUGCAAGCCAUCCCUGAGGACGCCAUCCCAGACGACACCGUGGAUGAGGACACAGAGGACCCUGACAAACGCCUGUCCAUCCGCGCCACAGAUAAGAGGAUAGCCUGCGACGAAGAGUUCUCUGACUCUGAGGACGAGGGCGAGGGAGGCAGGAAAAACGUGGCCAAUCACAAGAAGGGAGCAAAAAGGCCCAGAGUGGACGAAGAGAAGAAGGAGGGAGAGGAGAAGAAAACGGAGAUUAAAGAAGAAGAGAAAACAAAGGAGAGCAGCGCUGAGAAGACUGACUCAAAAAGUGUGAAGAAUGAGCAGACCAGCAGUGCCUGAAAUCUUCUUUCGAUCCACAGACACACACACGCAGU
Molecule: messenger RNA, 1616 nt
Organism: Plectropomus leopardus (leopard coralgrouper)
Lineage: Eukaryota; Metazoa; Chordata; Actinopteri; Perciformes; Serranidae
Product: histone deacetylase 2
Biological process (GO): heterochromatin formation
Cellular component (GO): NuRD complex
Molecular function (GO): histone deacetylase activity
Source: RefSeq, a predicted model, not a curated record